Bradysia coprophila is the source of this 2365-nucleotide messenger RNA. RefSeq names its product fasciclin 3 (gene Fas3). The record is from RefSeq and is a predicted model, not a curated record. Gene Ontology annotation, molecular function: cell adhesion molecule binding. Lineage: Eukaryota; Metazoa; Arthropoda; Insecta; Diptera; Sciaridae. Gene Ontology annotation, cellular component: plasma membrane; adherens junction. Gene Ontology annotation, biological process: heterophilic cell-cell adhesion; homophilic cell-cell adhesion.
AAAAAAGUGAAUUCCGACGAAGACCAACAAAAUUACCAAAAAGAAGAAUAAUUAAUUAAUGAUUCGUAUUGAAACGAAAUUGAAAAGACCGGAACGAAAUUUGGUUGAGUGCGCGAAAUUAUCCAGUGCAUUUAAAGAAAGCUGAUCGGAAGUUAUACUAACAAAAGAGAUUUAUCUUGGAUUUAGUUUCGUGAAUAAUUUAAGAAAAGAGAAAAGAAUCACAAUGGAAGUGAAGCUAGGAUUAAAGAAUUUCAAUAUUCUGAUGCUAAUCGCCAUAGCCGUGUUCUCAACAGAUAUCAAAUCAGUUCAAGGACAACGGGUGGACGUUCAACCGAGAAAUGUAACUGCGCUCGAGGGUGAGAAAGCUGACAUUUUAUGCCGAUGGGGCAAACCGUUGCAGUAUUGUCGAAUCGUGAUACCCAACGAGAAAGCAUUGAAUCUGUCUCCGGAUUGGGACAAAACGCCUGGUUUCCAAUACUUCGGUGAAGGUUUAAACAAAGGACAAUGUGGUGUCUCUAUUCAAAGCGUCCGAAAUGGACACCACGGCACCGUCAAAUGCUACUUAGGAGCUGAUGGUGAAGAACUAGAAGGACAAAUUGGACUUACCGUUGCUUUGGCUCCACUACGUCCCGAAUUGGAACUAUAUACAAAAUCGGAAACCGGUGCCUAUCAAAUCGGUCAACAAUUCCAUGCCGCUUGCAUAUCGCGAGACGGACGUCCACCAUCGAACAUUACAUUUUAUUUGGAUGACGAACCAAUCACAGAAGGUGUUGAAGCCGAUGAAAUAAUCGAAUCGAUCGCCAGCAAAAACACAAUGUUGUACACAACGCGUAAACAAAUCAGAAGGUACAUUCAAGCAUCCGACGAUCGACGAACGUUGAUUUGCCGAUCACAUCACAUUGCCGACCGAGGUCAACCACAAGAAGCUCGAAUGCAAUUCCAAGUCAGAUUCCAACCACAACCGCUACCGGAAAUCAAAGUGUACGGAGUGAUCUUAGGAUCCGAUGCCGUUAUCAAUGCUACAAUCAAAGCCAACCCUCGCCCGCGCACCGAAUGGAUAGUCGAUGGAAUAGCGAUACCACAAGGAACGCAAAAUGGACGAUACGAAUCAUACGAACCGAUUGAUUUGGGCAGUGGUGUGUUCAAUGUAUCACUGACGAUCGCAAGUUUAACACUUGAAGACACAACGAAAAUGUACUAUCUGAAAGCAUCCAAUGAAUUUGGCACGCAAGAGUAUUCCGUUCGCAUCAGUUCAUCGGAAGCGGCUGCAGUAAAUGGCUUAGACACGGCGGCCAUAAUUGGCAUCGUUGUAGGAGUGGCUGUUUUAAUCAUUAUUGUGGUCUUGGUCGUAGUGGCUAGAGCGACUGGAAAAUGGUGUUUUGCUGGCAAAGGGAACACAUCGUCGAAGCCCCAAGGCAGUGAAACGUUCGAUGAAGGUGCAAGAGAUGCUCUUGUAUCACCAUCCGAAACAAUACCAAGUAUCAGUCCCCGAACUGAAAGUGUAUAUUUGCCGACCACCGUUCCCAUCGUGGGCGUGAUGCCGAAAAAUCCCAUGCAGUCACAGCGUGCGUCCGAAACAAGUAGUUUAACGAACAGUGGCGAUUUUAAUGAAUUGGGCAUACCUACGUCACAUGUUCAGCCGCAACAAGUGGCGUCGCCACAGCGCUGGUUGCCCCGGCAGCAACGUGAUUUAUUGCAAAAGCAAGCCGAAAUAAGUGAUACGGAAAGUGCCGAUUUAAAGCAAAGCAAAUUCAAAAAAUACCAAAUCAAUUUCGAAGGACUGUUUAAGAAGAAGCCGCAAAAGGUCGUCGACGUUGAAAAGAAUAACGCCGAAGCACCCACCGAUGAUCCGAAUGACGAUGCUGCGCCAAGUGAAGCAACCGUAAUCAUCGAAGACGAUCCACCGAAAUCUGGCGAAAGGAAUCUUGUCUACGCAGAACUGAUGCUGAAGCCGUCCGAGGACGCAAACAAUCCGAAUAAAAAUGCUACCGAGUAUGCAGAAAUUGUUUACGUUAAUCCGCCAUCGGAUCAGAAGCAACCGGACAAGAAAUGAAUUUUCUAAUUAUGAAUUCUGAAUUCUGAAUCAUUCGUACAUCACAGAGACUAAAUAUUUUUUAUUAUUUUAAAUUUUAACUCGUGUAAUUGUUUAAGUACUCUUUGUAACGUCCAUCCACUUUUUUUUAUUUUUUUGAACUUUCCCCCUACUUUUUCUACUUAAAUUUAAUUCUCUUGGUGCAAAUAACUGUUUUUAGUUUAAAAAAAAGUAAAUUUAAAUUUAUCAAUCAAUGUUUAAAUAGGUGUAAGUGCGAAAAACUUUUAUGUGACAUUCAAGCGAAAAUGGUAAAUGUUUUUUGUGAACGUAAAA